GUAAGUGGAAGCGGUCCCUCUCGUGCUGAAUUUCCAGGUUGAAUCAUUAACCCAGUAGGGGGGGCUUUCUGGGUUAUUAGCGGUAGAUGUAGAGCUGCUGGUCAGUGGUCUAACUUCUGAGUUUAUAUCCUACAUUUAAAGUUAAACCCAAACAAAGGCGGCCCACAGGAUUCACCUCCACUCUGAGCCCUGAUUGUUAUGGCUGAUAGCAAUAAGAAGGUGUUCGACAUUUUCCAAAGCAUGGAGGAAGGACCAUCCGCCGCCAGCAGCGCUGCCAGCGCUCAGGCGUGGCUAGAUCAUCAUUCCCGUUCCCUGGGUUUAUUCAUGGAUGGGAAGUUUGUCCGUCCAGCAGGAAGGCAGAAUAUCUCCCUGUCUGAUUCCAAAGGCGCUAAGCUGUGCAGCAUCGUCUGCGCCGAAGACGAAGAUAUUUCCCAAUGUGCUUCCUCUGCUGCCAGCGGCUACACGUCGUGGAGCGGCCUGACGUGUUCCCAGAGAUCCAAAGUGUUGCUCAGGCUGGUAGGUGUCCUGGGGCUGCAUGGUCAGUGUUUGUCAGAGCUGUGCGCUCUGAGCGAGGCGUCCUGCUCGCCCUCAGCCCUGGUCAGACUGCUGCAGUACUACAGCAGCUGGGCUCAGCUCAGAGAUACACUCAUCCCCAGCUGGACAUCUGUGGGUGUUGUGGUAGUCGUCUCUUCUGAUGACUGCUCGCUUUACUCCCUGAUGCUCAAAGUCCUGCCAGCAGUGGCCAUGGGUAACUCUGUGAUCGUUGUUCCGGGUCGGAGUGCCGCCCCUCCUGUACUCCUCCUGGCUCAGCUUUUUUCUGGAGCAGGACUCCCUGCUGGGACUCUCAACAUUUUAACAGGAAGUGAUGUCACACUGGGGGCCAAAGUGUCCCAGAAUGCCAGCGUGAGCUACAUCACUUACACUGGAAACAAGCAGGAUGGGCUGACUCUGUGUAAGGCUGCAGCAGGGGCGGGGCUUCCCGUGUCCGUCUCCCAGUGCAUCGGCGCCACCUGCCCAUUUAUCAUUUUUGAGUCUGCUGACAUCGACAGCGCUGUGGAUGAAGUCAUACAGAUUGCCUUCAAGAAGAAGAAGGAGGUCCACUGGGUGCUGUGUGUGCAGGAGAGCGUGGCGGAAAGCCUGGCGGCCCGGCUUAAGCUGCGAAUGGCGAGCAUGAAGUGUGUUCCUCUGAACAGCGAAGGGGACAGGGUCCUGGUGGAGGCUGCAGUAAAGGAGGCCCAGCAGCAGGGGGCCACGUUGAUCCAGCCCUGCAGUGCCGGUCCUUCUGUAACCCAGUACCCUCCAACGGUGCUUUGUGGGGCGGCCCCAUCCUCUCCCUACGUGGUCAGCCCGCCUCCUGGACCUUUGCUGCCUCUCCUGACUUUCAGGAGCAACACAGAAGCUGUGGCUUUGGGGAACCACAGUCCUCACGGCCAUGCAGCAUCGAUCUGGACUGAAGACCUGACCCUGGCUCUGGAGACAGCUAAGAGUCUGUCGGUGGGCUUGGUGUGGGUGAAUUCCAGCUGCGUCUCCGAUCCCUGCCUUCCAGUCUGCGGCCACAAAGACAGCGGCACCUGNUAAAAAAAAGGAAAGGAAGGUCUCUAUCAGUUUCUGCGACCUUCCUGGUCUCCUGUCCGUCCUCGCUCGGCCCCUGUUGCUAUGGACUACUCAAAGUUUGGAACAGAACCAACCCAGGCUGUGAUCCCAGACGACCACAGUAUGCCUCAGUCCUUCCUGCAGUUUGUUGGCGGUAAAGCCUGUAAAUCAGUGUCAGGCUGCAGUGUGGCUGUCCAGGCACCAGGGGGCGGUAAUGUGUUGGGCUUUUGUCCUGAUGGAGGCCGUAAAGAUGUCCGGAACGCGGUGGAGGCUGCGAUAAAAGCUCAGCCUGGCUGGAUGAAGAAGAGUCCGUCUGCCCGCGCUCAGUCCCUCUACUCUCUGGCCAAAGGCUUAGAAUCCAAGAAGAAGGACGUUUCUGCGUCAGUCAGCACCCAGCUGGGUGUUUCAGUGGAGGAAGCUGAUAAAGAGGUGGAGCUCAGCGUCGCCAGGCUCAAUGUUUGGGCGGCUUACUGUGAUAAACUUCAAGGUGGAUCCCUGCCCAUGCCGCAGUCCGGUGCGGCCCUUUCCUUCCCCGAAGCCCUGGGGGUCGUUGGGAUCAUCCUACCUGACAAAUAUCCCCUCCUCUCCAUGGUAACGGUUCUAGGGGCAGCUAUUGCCACUGGCAACGCUGUCGUCAUGGUUCCCAGUCAGAGGUUUCCGCUCCCCGCCUUGGCUUUCAUUCAGGUGCUCCAGUCCUCAGAUCUGCCAGCAGGUCUGGUAAACAUCAUCACAGGAAAUCCAGAGCUGCUCACAGUGGCUCUGGCCAAUCACAGCGUCAUCAAGGCGAUCUGGUACUGGGGCAGAGCAGAGGGCUGCCAGUACCUCCAGUACAGCUGCACCAGCCCGCUGAAAACGCUGCGACUCUUCUGCCAGAAGGACGAGGAGGCGAGCGACGCUGGAGCGGACUGGACUCGGACUGAUGCUUCUCUGCUGGAAGACCUGUGGAGAAACGCCGUUCAGUGGAAAAGUGUUUGGAUUCCUUCAGCCUGAGAAGUUUAAACGUACAAAUAAGUCCUGCUAAAGAUAACAAACAUAUGUAAGAUGAAGAUGAGGAAUCAAAAGUCAUGCAAUAUUUUGAAGGUUUAUUAUUAUUAACAGCAAUGCUUAACAUGAUUUUUUUUUGCCAUCUGUCCAAAUGUAUCAGAUAAGAGGAUCAGUAUUUUAUUUUUAAUUCACUAACAUAUUUUUCUACUGUGAUUAAAACAAACGGGCUGUAAUUCUUCAGUCUGUCAAAGUAAAGAAGCGUAAACAGAACAAUCCUGGUAUGUGUUGAUGUGAGACUUUUCUCUCAUAGUGUUGAAUAAGUUCCUCUUUCAGUGUUGCAUCCAUACUGGAUCACUUCCACAUCGGUUCUGAUGGGUUCUCAGAACCCAGACUCAGCUUCAGAUUCUCAGCUAGACGUCGUUAUUUACGUUUUUGGUCUCGGUUCGUCGCUUUAGUUAACUUCCACUUCUAAUCAGUGCCUUGCAAAAUAUGUAGACCCUCGGAUUUUAUUUAUUAUUUUUUUUCACUUUGCAAACCGAAGCAUCUGGAACUUUGCUGACAGAUUUAAACAAAGUGGAGCGUGGAAAUAAAUUGAAUGGAAAAGCUAAACUGUUUUCACUAGUUUUACUUUGGUGCACAGAUUUAUUGGCCGUCUGGUUGAACUGCCUUGAUUUUCUUUCA
Messenger RNA from Cyprinodon variegatus (sheepshead minnow), 3258 nucleotides. It is a transcript of the gene aldh16a1, whose product is annotated as aldehyde dehydrogenase 16 family member A1. The record is from RefSeq and is a predicted model, not a curated record. NCBI's taxonomy places the organism in Eukaryota, Metazoa, Chordata, Actinopteri, Cyprinodontiformes, Cyprinodontidae. The transcript is spliced from 18 exons. Gene Ontology annotation, molecular function: oxidoreductase activity, acting on the aldehyde or oxo group of donors, NAD or NADP as acceptor.